Rhizophagus irregularis DAOM 181602=DAOM 197198 is the source of this 475-nucleotide messenger RNA. The record is from RefSeq and is a predicted model, not a curated record. Lineage: Eukaryota; Fungi; Glomeromycota; Glomeromycetes; Glomerales; Glomeraceae.
UCAAAGGAAGCAUUUGGAUUAGUUGAUGGAAAAUUUCCAAGUGUUAAUUUGGUUAAUUUGCCAGAUUUAAAUUUGCAUGAAUUUUUUGAAUCUCAUAAGGAAGAUGAUGAUUUAGUUGGUUGGAAUGAUUACUUGGGUCAAACUUUUGAGAAGUAUUACUAUAAUGAUACCAAUAAUGAUACUUUAGCUUUUCUUGAUAUGGAAAAUAUUAGAUCUUUACUUUCUGAACCUAGUAAAAAUAUAGAAGAUUUAUUUUCUGAUGAACCUAGUAAAAAUAUAGAAGUUUUAUUUUCUGAUGAAUAUGAAAAUAAAAAUAUUGCAACUAAAGAUAUAAACUUCAAUAAUCAAAAAUAUAAAUGGAGAAUAGAACUGAAAAAUGAUAAACUCGAUAAACUCGAUGAGGAUGAACUCGGAAAACUCGAUAAACUCUCAGUUUAUUCAGAUAAAGAAGAAUUACUGUGUUCAAAAGAUAUAG